Molecule: messenger RNA, 1005 nt
Organism: Pleurotus ostreatus (oyster mushroom)
Lineage: Eukaryota; Fungi; Basidiomycota; Agaricomycetes; Agaricales; Pleurotaceae
Exons: 11
Coding region: 1-1005 (334 amino acids)
Source: RefSeq, a predicted model, not a curated record
AUGUCGUUUCUGCCAAGAACACUAGACACUUAUCGCAAGUCGUCGCUGGUUGCGCUUUGGGUCGGCACGCUUCUUUAUGGAGUCUUUCUCGUCCUCUUUGGAAUAUGCCUCUAUAUAUUCCGGGGCCGGAAGCAAUCUCAAAACAUCGUCCUCGUAGUCACCGCCUUCAUCAUGUUCGCCUUGUCGACGGCGCAUAUUAUCAUGACGUUCCUCUCUACGUUCUACGCAGUACUGAACCCGGAAAGGGGACUGGCGCCUGACCACUUCGCUUUGGCUGCCGGACACAUUUACAUCACGAACAAUAUAGUCGCAGAUGGAAUCAUCGUCUAUCGGUGCUAUAUCGUAUGGGGUUCGAAGAAAAGGAUUGUCAUCCUCCCAUGCAUUUUGCUUCUCGCAACCGCAGUUUUGGGAUAUACUUUUAGGAUUACGAUCCAGCUAGUGGCGCUGUCGCUCGUCACAAGUAUCGUUGCCACAAGUCUUACUGCCGGGCGAAUUAUGUGGAUCUCGUAUCAGACUAAGAAACACCUAGGAAAGCAAUUUGCCGAGCGGUACAAUAUGGCCUUUCAAGUCGUCGUUGAAUCGGGGUUGAUGUACUCGAUAUCCUUGAUUAUCUUCCUUGUGGUUUAUAUUGAUGGACCAGGAAGUGACGCUGGGCCGUCCAAAACAUACCCCGGCCAAACGCAGCCAAUCACUACCUUUCCUUUCUUCUUCCCAGCAAGUUACAUCCUAUAUGUGGCACUGGCACAGAUUAUGGGCAUCGUCUCCACUCUCAUCAUCGUUAGAGUGGGGUUGGGCGUAAGCGCAGGGGAUCAUGGCGAGACCGUUGGCACUUCGGGCGUUAGCAGAAGCACAGGGCCUCACAUACGCACUCCGCGUAUACCACCAGCUGUCAGCGUCGAGCUCUCUACUUUCGUCAUCAGCUCAGGCCCAACUCCCAUGGAUCGGCGCCGUUCGAUCGAACAAAAGCACCCUGAUAGCGUGGACGACGCUUCGUCCUCCGUUUGA